Molecule: messenger RNA, 744 nt
Organism: Thlaspi arvense
Lineage: Eukaryota; Viridiplantae; Streptophyta; Magnoliopsida; Brassicales; Brassicaceae
Source: the annotation of a GenBank genome assembly
AUGGUGGGUGUUGAUGACGUGGAGGCAGAGUACCAAGAGAUACAGCAUGCUUGUGACGUGGCUAAACAAGUAAAGCAUCCAUUCAUAAGGUUGUUGACGCGAUCCAGCGUGCCGCCCUUGACGAUAGCAGUGCUGUUGCAAGUGUUCCAACAAUUUACUGGGAUUAACGCGAUUAUGUUCUACGCACCUGUCCUUUUCCAGACCAUGGGAUUCGAAAGCAGCGCUUCGUUAUUAUCGACGGUGAUCACCGGGACGGUGAAUGUGCUGAGCACCUUUGUUGCCGUCUUCGGCGUCGACAAGUUCGGAAGGAGGAAGCUGCUUCUGCAAGCUUGUGUUCAAAUGUUCAUCGCCCAGAAACAACAGCGUGAUCCUUUCGGUGGAACUAAAGACGACCGGAUCUCUAAGCAAAAGUCUGGCGGGGGUCGUGGUGUUUCUAGUGUGCAUGUACGUGAUGUGCUUCGCGUGGUCGUGGGGGCCGUUGGGUUGGCUGAUCCGAGCGAGACAUUCCCCCUCGAGACCCGAACGGCGGGGUUCGCUUUCGCAGUGAGCUCGAACAUGCUCUUCACCUUCCUUAUCGCCCAGGCCUUCCUCUCCAUGCUCUGCCACAUGCGCGCCUCCAUCUUUUUCUUCUUCUCCGCCUGGAUUCUCAUCAUGGGCAUUUUCGUCUAUUUUCUUCUCCCUGAGACCAAGGGAGUGCCAAUUGACUCCAUCACCGAGAGGGUGUGGAAGCAGCACCCCGUUUGA